AUUUUUAUUCUUUUCUCUAUUCCUUUCGUCAUAUGGCGUGCAGUGAGAUUCGCGUUCGUCGGCCAUAUUAAAUGAAAUCAAUAAAACAAGACAAAAUGUCGCCUUACUAAAGUGUGUGAAAAAAUCCACUAACAUCCAGUUUCUGUGUGAUUAAAUCAUCAAGAGGAUCACAAUGGAGAAUUCCUACGGUGUGGGGGUUGAUAACAGAUACGCUCUUUUUUUGGACGAUGAGUCCGAUCCUCUUGAUGCGUUAAAAGCGCGAGAGCAGGCGAAAGAGCUUAAAAAGAAGACCAAAGAUGCCGAAAAGGAGAACAAAGGCAAGCCUGAAGUAAAGCCCAAGGCUGGCGUAACCACUGCCAGGAAAGGAAUCAAAGAAACUCAGAAUGUGAAAUCACAGGAAAAUAAGAGCGGCGAACAACAAAAGGGCAAGGGUCCUGUUCGCACUAACGAGCGAAACGCAGAGCGACCACCUCCGCGCCGUCGUGAGGACCGGCCGCAAAACGGAGCCGUCGAGAACAAGGAAGGCGCGCCGAGACCUCCAAGGCGUGAGUUCAGCGACCGCAGGCCUAAUUAUGAGCGGCGCAACUUCAGUGAUAAUCCUGAUGGAGCUGAACGGCGAGGACCUCGACCGCCUCGUGAACCUCGGGACGGACAGCGCGGGCCGCGUCCGGGAUACGACAAUCGAGGGAAACGCGAGUUCGACAGGAGGUCUGGCUCCGAUAAGACUGGUGUGAAACCGGUGGACAAGCGCGACGGUGGCGGCUCUCACAACUGGGGAACACUGAAAGAUGACAUCGACGAGUUGAACAAAACUGGCUCUGAGGGGGAGGUGGUCGAGGAGAAGGUUGGUGACGCGGCCGGCGCUGGAGACGGUCAGCAACAGCCGGAGGCCGAACGCGCCGUCCCAGCUGAGGAGGAACCGCGGGAGCUUACGCUGGACGAGUACAAGGCGCUGCGAAACGCUCAGCGCACUGCUCCUCAGUACAACCUGCGCAAGGCUGGGGAAGGUGAGGACCUCAGUCAGUGGAAGAAUUUGGUAAUGCUCGAAAAAAAGAAAGAGGGUGGUGAUGAUGACGACUCCGAUGAGGAGUAUGACAUUGCCGACUUCCCUCAGCGUGUUGGACGUCAGAAGCGUGUGCUCGGGAUCGAGUUCACGUUCAAUGAUACAGCCCGCCGUGGAGGCACAGGUACGCGUGGUCGCGGUCGCGGGCGCGGAGGCAGAGGCGGCAGAGCGGGCCCACCGCGCGAGGAGUUGCCUGUCGAGGAGCGCCCACUUCCCCGUCAGCAGGUCGCACCUCCUAAGGUGGAUGACAACAAGGAUUUCCCCUCUCUUGGAUAAACUCAGUGAGCGAUUGCUCAUCUCCCUUUCGAAAGUAUGAUAGAAAUACAAAUUAAAUAUUGUAUGUACCGUUAUUUUUGAAGUAAAUAUACAAAAUAUUUACACAAGUGUGUAUUAUAUUACAUUGAUUUUUGUCAGUUUUAAUGUUGGUAUCAUCAUUAGCAAAUCAACAUUCGGUUUGCUUUCAGUUAUUCUUGUGAUAUGGGGUUUGCUGUCCUUAUGUCAUGUAGGAUUUUGCCUGAGGGGGAGGAUAUAUUUUUAAGUUUUUAUUCUGAUAUACAGCUACGAUAAUGCAUACAAAUUGACAGUAGCUAUUAUGGUAUUGUAAUCACAUCAGCUUAUGAUUAACUCUAGUAAGGUUUUAAACUUACAGACUGUGACAAACUUUAAUGAACUAACUCCGUCACAACUUAGUGUAGAACAUUGUGAAAGAUAACACUUGUUGCAUUUUAUAUCAUGAGUUUGUGUUGACAAAUACAAACUUUGGAAACUGUAAAUAGUUAUAUAUGUUUAAAAGAUAAGGUCUUAACAAGGUUGAUUUUUGUUGUUACACAAACUUCUGAAAAAUAAACAUUUUGUAUGUGUGA
Molecule: messenger RNA, 1926 nt
Organism: Plodia interpunctella (Indianmeal moth)
Lineage: Eukaryota; Metazoa; Arthropoda; Insecta; Lepidoptera; Pyralidae
Gene: VIG
Product: SERPINE1 mRNA-binding protein 1-like
Exons: 1
Coding region: 173-1339 (388 amino acids)
Cellular component (GO): nucleus; cytoplasm
Molecular function (GO): RNA binding
Source: RefSeq, a predicted model, not a curated record